AUUAGACCACUGACACCCACCACCACUAUAUGCGAGGAAUGUGAGGUUGAACUGGGUCUAUCGCAUGCCAAGUGGAGUUUGCAUGGAUCCUUUUCGGGAAGCCAAGUGUCACCAGCUAUUCCCCCCUACUACCCAUUUCACCACCUGGUCACAAUUUUGAUUUCAGUCGACAUAACCCUCCGAUCUUCCGCAGAGCAAUCGAGUUUGUACAUUGAUGUCCUGUGAGCCUUAGGUCUGAAUUAGGGUGGCUUCCACGUUCGGAGUGAGUGAUUCUUGCAUUCAAGGAGUUGCUGAGGAUUAUUGGAGCUGCUUAGCGUGGCACUCCUGCAAUUUUGAUUUUCUUAGUAGAAGAGAGCUUGUGUUGCAUUCAGACGCAGCGUCAGUUUUCGAAGUUCUUGAAGAUACUAGAAACAUGGAGCAGGAUGGCCAAGCACAUGAAGGUCAGCCUCAGCAAGCACAGCAUGAUCAGCAAGGAGGAGUGGGUUCAAAUCCUCAGCAAAACCCGCAGGAACAGGCAAAGGUUGCUUCUCAAGAAGCAGUAGUAGCGCAACAAGAAGCCCAGGAGGCCAUCAAACGGGCGUACGUCAAGCAGAUGGCAGCGCAGGAGAAGGCAGAGCGCGCGUCUCAACAGGUUGUUACUGAACAGGAGACGGCUAAAAAAGUUGCAACUGAAGCAGCCUCUGAAGCAGCUGAGAAAGCUGCAAACGAACAGCGGGAAAGAGGGGCGAAAGAGGCGCAUGAUAUGUCAAUUGCAAAUUUGGCUGCCCAGAGUGCGUUGGCAUCUUUGUCUGCUAGUCAAUCUGCUAACCAGCAAAGACCAGUCAAUCCCGGGUAUCAGUCGGGGUUCGUUGCAUAUUCUUCACGUGAUCAGAAUUCUGCCUCUGCAACUCAAGGCCAAGGAGGUAAUCUAGCAAGGGCAGUCGCCUCAACCAAGCUCAGACAGCGAUUCCUUGCAAUCGGCCCAGCGUUGUCAACAAAUGUUACUGCAAGGUGCAAAUCAGAUGGCGCAACAUGCAACCGCCCAAAUGGCAGCUGCUCAGAACCUCGCUGCCGGUUCACCAGAUCCUCAAUACCAGCAGGUGGCAAGGCAGCAAGCAACGGCUGCUCAGGACGAAAUGGAGUUUGCUUACAAGAUUGCAGCUGCUGCUCAAGCUCCAGACACUGCGGUGCAAGCCGCUGCUGCCUUACCCAAUCUCUUCAACGCAGCAUAAACGAACUUUUCAAGGACAUGUGUGCCGACAGGUGCAGAUUGCUGGAGCAUUUCCCCAUUUUGUACAGUCCUUGACGUGAGCCUUGUGGUCCUCUCACAACUCUCUGCAGGUAGAUUGCUCUAUCUCUCAUGUCACCUUAUUAGCCUUUCGAUGUGAAAAAUGCAUUGGAAUUCCUGAUUAUCUGGUGUGACCCCAUGUUAACACCAUUGAAUGGGAUCUCUAAUUGUUGACACAGCUAUGGAAUGAGAGUACUGUUGAUCCUGUCAAAUGCUGUAUAAAAUUCGUCAAUGAUCGUUGCAUUCUCGAGACACAUCUCAUACAGUUUUGAUGUUAUCAGAACAGUUGAUGCUCCGUAAAGACUCGCAUCAUUUCUUAUGUUCUUCACUUAGAUGUGUAUUUUUAUUUGACUGUGUUGUACAAUAUAAAAUGUUAUGUUGUAAAAGUAUGGAUUAACAUCA
Physcomitrium patens is the source of this 1669-nucleotide messenger RNA. RefSeq lists its product as uncharacterized. Lineage: Eukaryota; Viridiplantae; Streptophyta; Bryopsida; Funariales; Funariaceae. The record is from RefSeq and is a predicted model, not a curated record.